Grus americana (Whooping crane) is the source of this 2471-nucleotide messenger RNA. Its product is annotated as dispanin subfamily A member 2b-like. Lineage: Eukaryota; Metazoa; Chordata; Aves; Gruiformes; Gruidae. The record is from RefSeq and is a predicted model, not a curated record. Gene Ontology annotation, cellular component: plasma membrane. Gene Ontology annotation, biological process: response to interferon-beta; type I interferon-mediated signaling pathway; host-mediated suppression of symbiont invasion. Bases 1842 to 2225 code for a protein of 127 amino acids. The transcript is spliced from 2 exons.
GCGAGCUCUGAGCGAGCGGCAGGACCCAUGCCGGCCCUCGGCGAGCCGCGUAACCCAACGAGCCGCUCUCAGCCCAGCCGGACAAGCCCCCCGCAAAGCUAACGGUCCCGCGUUCACCUUGCAGACCCUUCCUUCUGGGUGUGCGAAAGCCACCCGCCACCCCAGCGCUUCGCUGUCCUGCACCCUCCCUCCAGCGCUUGCCCCAAAAGCCGUCACCCACCGCAUCCCCUUAACUCUGCGCGGCCCCGCUCGCGAGCAUCCCCGGGGACCGAGCCGCCUCCCCGGGGGCUGGGGGUGCGGGUGGGAGCGGGGCUGGGCGAAGGCACCCGGCCAGCAGCAGCACCAGCACCAACGUGGGGUGAACUUUGUCUCUCUGCUUUCCAGCGCCUCGUUUGAUCAGGUACAAGGGCAAAUAAAAUAAAGAGCUGGAAAUGCUGGCGGGGAGGUGGGAAUUUCAUUGGGAGAUUGGCAGCGAGCUCGGGUCGGUGAGACACCAGCUGUAAUCCCACUUGUGCCACGGGUUUGUGGGAAACGGGAUCCCUAAAUGGAUGCUCGGAAACGACGGACGGGGAACGAACCGGCUGCGCUCGGUCCUUGCGGCUGCCGGUUGCCCCCGGCCGGCACCCCGACGCCGCAGAUCUUUUUGCCUCCGCGCAAGCCAGAGAAGCAGGCGGUGCCCCACGCAGGGACCCCGACACCCCAAAAUGCAAGCAGCUUUUUUGGCAGCGCCGUACAUCAGGCGUUGGGGCUGGAGUGCCAACACCCCCUUGAAAUCUCCACCGAGCCCGAGCCCUCCUCCAUCCAUCCCCUUGCCCAUCCCCGCCAGCCUCCCCGCUUCCUGCAGUGAUUCCUUAAUUAUAUCACGACCCAGUGCCACCAGGAAGUAGCUGAGGAAAAGAAAAAAAAAAAUAAUGUUUAAUUUCCUGUGCAUUCGGUUCAAGUGACCUCAGGGGCCGGGGCUUUCAGAUCCGCACCCAGAGUACCGGGAUGGCCAGAAAACCUGCGGUGCGGCAAGCGCAGCUGACCAACAGCUUUGCCGGCCUCCUGGCACAAACCCUCUGCACUUCCUGAGCGGGGAAAACCCCACUUCUCAGAAAUAUCAGGGAUGGGUUUCUCUUCAUCAUCCUCUCUCUCGGCCCCCAGGAGCCGGCCAUCGAGCAGGAAGGAUGUAGGUGUUUCCAAAACCCACAUAGUUUGUAGCUCUGGGCCCUGGUGGUUUUUUGAUUCAGAUGUUUUUUACCUCCCUGCUGAUUUCUUCAAGCUUUCUUCUUUGCUUUUUCCACCCUUCAACCCCUUUUCUGGCAGCCACAAAACCUCACCACGGCUGCAAGACCUUGUCAUAGAUGCGGAAACGAAACGGAGGAGAAAGCUCUCAAAACCCAAUGUGCAGACCCAGCGGUUGGGAAGGGGGUUUUGGGGGGGCCGGGCGCUGCCCCCCCACCGGUGGCAUGUCCCUGCUGUGACCGAGUAACCCCGGGAGCACGGCUCUGCCCCGACCUGCCCAGGGCAGAAAUUGCCUGAGAGGGCAAAAAGCAAAGCUGAGCAGCCAAGGCGCCCACCCCAUGGCAUCGCCCACCCCAUGGCAUCGCCCACCCCAUGGGCAUCCCCCUCUGCCUGCCCCCAGACCGUGCCCAGGGCUGCGGCUCUCCCCCCGCCUGGCCCUGAGCCCCCAGCCCACCGGGGAGCCUCCCCCACCCCACGGCCCGUCCCAAGAGGCCCCGUGCACCCGCCCCGGUGCGCUGCGUGGUGUCAGGCGCGUGGCCCCACCCCGGCAAACCCUUCCUCUCGCCUAUAACUAGCCAGGGUGCCCGUGCCCUGCUCCUUGCCGGUGCCGGGCUGCCAUGGAGAACUUCCCCCAGUCCGUCAGCAUCAACAUGCAGCCCUACGGCGGGAACGGGGCUGGUUCCCCGGCCACCGCCUUUGGCCCCACCGUCACCUCUUUUGUUCGGCCAGAGCCCGUCCCCAGCCCCCCGGACUUCGUGCUCUGGUCCUUCUUCAACGCCAUGUUCUGCAACCCCUUCUGCCUGGGCUUCAUCGCGCUCAUCUUCUCCGUUAAGGCCAGGGAUCGCAAAAUCGCCCGGGACCCGGCAGCUGCUGGCACCUACGGGAGGACGGCCAAGCACCUGAACGUGGCAGCGCUCUGCCUGGGCAUCGUGUUUACCAUCAUCGGUAUCGUGCUGCUGGCCACGCUCUACAGCAACAGGCAGACCAGCGGACACUUCUAACCCCGUCCCACCGAGGAGCAGCGGCACCAGGGCCUCGUUUUUCCCUCCCCUCCAUCCUGCUCAUCCGAAACCCACCCGCUUCGCUCCGGGGGGAGACGUGCGGCUCCUGCAGGACCUUUCUCCCCACUCCCACCAGACAAGGGGGUGUCCUCAGGCACCCUCCUGAUGUACCCUGACUGAGACAACCCUCUUCAGCAUGAACCCAUGGGGUGAGCUCGCAGCAAAUAAAGCUCCUUCCCCACCCUU